This is a messenger RNA of Trichoderma virens Gv29-8, 1539 nucleotides long. RefSeq lists its product as uncharacterized. Gene Ontology annotation, molecular function: DNA-binding transcription factor activity, RNA polymerase II-specific; RNA polymerase II cis-regulatory region sequence-specific DNA binding; zinc ion binding. The record is from RefSeq and is a predicted model, not a curated record. Gene Ontology annotation, cellular component: chromatin. The annotation marks the transcript as partial. Gene Ontology annotation, biological process: regulation of transcription by RNA polymerase II; DNA-templated transcription. The transcript has 4 exons. NCBI's taxonomy places the organism in Eukaryota, Fungi, Ascomycota, Sordariomycetes, Hypocreales, Hypocreaceae.
CCUCCCGGUGCGUGUAAGUUGACUUGUCUCGAAAUGACUGUGGACGACAUCAAGAUCCUCGAAGAGGGUCUCCGGCCAUUCCGAAACGUUGUCAAUAAUUUUGCGCUCCCAUCUCUCCGUACGCUUAUAAGGUAUAUGGAUACUUGGCGUACUGCCUUAGCCCGCCAUUUUCCAGUCAUACACUUCCCUACAUUUCAAGUGGGACAUUGCCUUCCGGAGCUCAUUCUUGCCAUGGCUGCGCUCGGCGCAGUGCAAACUCUGGAAGAACAUACAUCUAGAAAGUUAUACAAGGUUGCAAGAGCUGUCGCUUUGGAGAGACUAAAAGUCGACAGCCCAGAAGAGGAUUUAUCCCUGUAUGCUAUUAAACAAAGUCUGACGAUGCAGUCCGCUCAGACUCUGGUUUUUCUCCUUAUAUAUUCAACAUGGGCUCGGGAUACCUCUGUCGUCGCUGAAGGGUUCGAGUUACAUGAGCCCAUAAUACGGUACAUGCGAGUAAGUGGGUUUGACGAGCACAAUAACGCUGCUGAGCAGAGUUGGGUUGAAUGGGCAUCAUCUGAGGUUGAACGCCGAACUAAAUUCCUUGGAUUUUGCUUCCUCAACAUUCAUACCAUCAUAUAUAAUCGCCCACCUUCUCUAUUCUCUAGAGAAUUUAAACUUCGGCUUCCCUGUUCAGAAAAGGAGUGGCAAGCUACGGACGAGGUGCAGUGGGCUGCGACUCGACAAGCGGAUAUAUCCAAUAUGAUUAGCUUCCAGAAUGCACUUGAGUCUCUCAUGACCUCUGCGACAGCCGACUGGGAAACCUUGCCCUGCGCUUUUAGUAAUCUGAUAUUGCUCCAUGGAGUCCUACAGCGCAUAUAUUUACUACGCCAACUUUCAUUUCGAGCCAACCUGGCUGAUCACGAAAUAGAUGGAAUCCACCUAGCGCUUUCCUCGUGGGCCAGUAUGUGGCGGCGCGUAUCGGGGCCAGAUUUACACCCAACCAGCGAGCAUGGGCCCAUUCCUUUCACUUCUGUUGCCUUUCUCACAUUAGCUUAUGUGCGAACUCAUCUGGACAUAGGCCCUCAUCUGCGGUUGGCAUCGCGCGAUCCAACGGCUGUGGCAUCAGCGUUAUUUUCAAUUGCUCCUUUGCGGCGCCACUCGAACCUGACAAGUGCUUUACUGUAUGCAAUCCACGCUCUAAGCCUGCCAGUAGCUUUUGGUAUUCAACAUGUGGCCAGAAGUCAGUCGAUUUUGUGGUGUUGCCAGCAUGCAGUAUGCGCCCUUGAGUGUGCAAUUUUCCUCAGCAAGUGGCUAGAGGCCAUUGCCGUCAGCCAAAUACCAAUUACUCUCGAGCCAUAUGAAAAUUAUGUACUUUUAUCUGUCGAAUCUGUCAUUAAAGAAGCCGUUGAUUCUGCGGACUGGGAACAUAUAGAUACGUCAACCUGGCGUCAAGGUCCCCGCCACAUGAGCCUGGCAGUGUUGAAAAUCUGGUCCAAAAUCUUUAGCGAAAAAUCUUCAUGGGCGAUCACAGUACACGUUGGCGAAUGUCUACAUGAAUAC